GCCAUGCUAGCACCGGGCAUUCGAGUGGCCCGCGGUCCCGACUGGAUCUGGCAUGAACAAGAUGACGGCGAAGGACACGUCGGGACACUGUGUGAAAUAGGACGAUUCGGAUCGACCCACUCACCGGACAAGACGGUUGUUGUCAACUGGGAUUCGGGCCACCGGACAAACUAUCGUGUCGGUUACCAUAAACAGUACGAUCUGAUUGUGAUCGACAACGCACAAAUAGGCGUGAAACAUCAGAACGUUCUUUGUGACGGUUGCAGUAAAGCAGGCAUCACUGGCAUACGGUUCCGGUGUGCUGAAUGUCCGUACUACGAUUUGUGCGCCACCUGCUACGGUAAUGACCUGCAUGACCUAGAGCAUCCCUUCAUCCGCUUUCAGACUGCCAACUCGCUCGGCAUCCUUCUGCCACCACGGAAAGGUUCGACCAAGAUACAGUUAAAAGGAAUCUUUGCCGGUGCGAGAGUUACACGUGGUCCUGACUGGGAAUGGAAUAAUCAAGACGGCGGUCCGGGCAAAUCUGGUCGUGUUUUGGAAAUUCGCGGCUGGGACAACGAAUCCUGCCGCAGCGUGGCGAGUGUAGCUUGGGCGUCCGGCUCAACCAACGUGUAUCGGCUCGGACACAAGGGAAACGUUGAUCUGCGUUACGUGCAGCCGUCUGUCGGUGGAUUUUACUACAAAGAUCACAUGCCAGUAUUAGGACAACCAGAAGAACAGCAACCGGUUUCACCACCGGUGCGUUCGAAUUUUUCCGUCGGCGACCGUGUCCAGGUGGCUAUUUCAGAAGAGCGCCUAAAGACGUUGCAACAGGGCCAUGGAGGAUGGAACCCGCGCAUGGCCGAAUAUCUGUCAAAGGUUGGCAUCGUGCACAGGAUCACGGACAAGGGUGACAUCCGGGUGCAGUAUGAGGGCUGUACUAACCGGUGGACCUUCCAUCCGGCAGCGCUAGUGAAGAUUUUUAGUUUCAACGUCGGUGAUAUAGUUACCUUUAUUGCGGAUGCUGCUAAAAUGCAACAGCUCCAGAAAGGUCACGGCGAGUGGAUCGAAACGAUGCACAAUGUGUUGGGCAAAUUGGGAAAAGUGCUCAAAAUCUACAGCGACGGUGAUUUGCGCGUACAACAAAUGGACGAAGACAUGGCGUGGACAGUGAACCCAAUGUGUGUAAAGCUAUCGACUGCGGCGCAUGCUGCCGCGACAGAGCGCUCCAACAGCAUGCGAGAUCUAAGCAAUCAGCGUAUCAACGUACACCAUAUGGCGCCAUUAGCCGGGCUGGGUGGUCCUACGGCUCCCGAUCGGUUGGUACGCGAAGCGGCUCUGGGUAACCUCGAAUUCGUCCAGACCUUCCUGAACAUUAAUCCGGAAGCAGUGGAUUGCGUAAGUGGUGGAAAAACCUGCCUUCAGGUGGCUGCUCACCAGGGUCACGUAGAGUUGGUGAAGUAUUUACUGAUGACGGGUGCCAAUGUAAACGUUACAGACAAGGAAGGCGACUCAACGUUACACUAUGCAGCAUUCGGCAACCAACCGGAAAUUAUGCGUGUCCUGUUACAACAUAAUGCCAGCAUCGAUGAGCUCAAUUCGGCCCACUGUUCGGCAUUGCACAUCUCCGCACAUAAAAAACCACCGCACUGUGUCAAGGUGUUAUUAGAGUUCGGUGCAAACGUUAAUGUGCAGGACGCGUACGGUGAUACGGCACUGCACGAUGCGAUCGGCAAAGAAAACAUCGAGGUAGUGGAGAUGCUUUGUGGUUGCCCUACGCUUGAUCUUACUAUCCGCAACCAUCGUGGAUUCAAUGUGUUGCAUCACGCGUCCCUCAAAGGCAAUGUACAUGCAACACGACACAUCAUUCGGUUGGCACGUCAACUGAUGAAUGUGCGUAAGGAUGAUGGGUUUUCAGCGCUACACCUAGCGGCCCUCAACGGUCAUACGCGUAUUAUUGAGGUGUUGGUUCAGGAAGGUCAAGCGGACAUAAACAUCCGUAACAACCGCAGCCAAACGCCAUUUCUGCUGGCAGUCUCGCAAGGACAUACGGCCUCCAUCGAAAAGCUGGUUGAUCUCGGAUGCGACGUACGAGCGCGCGACGAAGAUGGCGACAACGCAAUGCAUCUGUGCAUCAUCAAGAAAGCGAAUCUGGUGCAGGACGUUUCGCCAACGGAUGCUCCGAAAAUUCACGACAUUUACCAAUCGCUGGCUGGUAUUGUGAUCGAACAUCGACUCAUGUAUGCGCUGUUAUGCUUUCUCGCCAGUGAAGGUUGUCCGCUCGACGUCAACCACAAAGGUGCUCGCGUACUUGACUGGAUCGGGAGCCCACAAAUAAAGGAAAUCAUCGUCGAAUACGAACGAACGCGGUUAGCGAGGGAAGCUGCUGCUGCUGCCGCACCGAAUGGUCCCAUCAUUUCUACAAGUCUCCCAGCCAAUCCCUCCGGUGGAACAUCCUCGCGCAACCUGCCCAACCCUGAAGAGGACACACCACCACAUCAUCAGUUGGUGUCUAACCUAGAAGCGAUGAACAUUGCGGGACUCGCAGUCGAGUCAAUAGGUAACGGAAGGGUGGAAAAGCUUGCGGACGCUGCCGGCAGUACAUCGCUUGCGCUUGAGAACGGACUGGCAGGUGUUAGUGGAUUGCAGCAUCCUGUCUCGUCCGUUCCAAGCAAUCCUCCAACACCAGCACGACGCAAUAGGGGCCAUGGGGCUCGGGAUGCCGCUGGUACGCUUGUCACACCACCCGCCGUUCUCGGUGCUGCUGGCAGUCAUUGUGAUGAGACAGAAUCCAACCUACUUCACCCGUCUGCCGUGGCAAUCUCCUCAUCAUCAUCAUCUGUCCCCGUGAACAUCAGUCCUACUACCGCCGGUAACGGCAACACCAUGCCUGUAGAUAGCCCCGCUCGGUACAAGUCACCAAACAGAGCCUUAUCGCCUGCAUUGGGCGACCCCCUACCAGCAGCCUCCACACCCCCGCCGCAUGGUUCAUCCUCGCCGUCAUUGAGCUCCGGAAUUAGUGUCGCUCCCUCGUCGAAGCAUAUCAGCCGGCGGCAAUUCGUGAUGGACAAGAACUCGGCACCUGCGCUACCACCAUCAACAACUUCCAAUCUUCCCGCCGCAACUUCCUGCUCAGCUAGUCCGACGCCUCCAGCUACAGUUGCACCACCGGUACCACCACCGCUCCCUGUAACAGCAUCCCACCUGCAACAUCACCUUCAACAAGCGCUGCCCCCGACUGAAGCACCACGUGAAUGUAUCGUGUGCAACGAAACAUUACAACUGAUCGUGUUCGAUCCCUGCCAUCACCAGAUUGCUUGUGAGGAGUGUGGUUUGCGCAUGAAGAAAUGUCUAACCUGUGGGAUGCACAUCGAUCGUCGCACAACCGCUGCCGGAUGGCCACUGCAUGGUCCGAAGGAGGGCCGGCAUCCGUCCGCUGAUCGGCUGCGCUACCUCGAGAGUAAAAUCAUCGAAAUCGAGGAAACGCAUUGCUGCAGCAUCUGCAUGGAACGUCGGCGGAAUAUAGCGUUCUUGUGCGGGCACGGUUCCUGCUCAAAAUGUGGGGAAACGCUCAAGAUCUGUCACAUGUGCCGGAAGCCGAUUACGAAAAAGAUCAAUCUUUAUUAAGUCGCACGAUGUACCAAUACCAGGGUUUGAACUGGAGUUAGCAAAUUAUCUAGACUCGAAAGUUUGUUGUCUAAUAGUGAAGGCUGUAGGAACCACUUUAGAACACGAUAUUCAUUGGCUGGAGACAUCGAGACACAUGGCCACACAGGGAUUAAAAAAGUGGUUAAAUCGACAUACCUUACGAAGGAAGGAUUUGUAUGUAAGUGUUCACUAUUUAUUUCACAAAGCUGCCUAAGCUCACCCAGUAGCUCAGUAGGUUUGGGUAGGAAUAAUUUGUUUCAUCCAGUCCCGCAAACAGCUGCCCCUGAGUAACACAAGCAGCGCCAAGAGCCGAGGGCGCAGAGGUAAACGAAAAGGUUAUCCAAUAUCGGACGCCCCAUCUUAUUUUUCCUAAAACCUAGUCCUAUUCGUAUUAUGUGUUUAGGCAGAGGUUGCGGGCGUGUAGGGUUUAGUUACGUUUCGUAAGCUAAACGACUGUGCGCGUCGUGUGUAUAUGUAUUUUAUGAUAUAGUAUGUGUUAUAUAGAUAAAGGUAUAUAAAUUUAAAUACGAUGUAUGACAAAUGUGUUGAACGAUAAAACAAAGUUGCCGAUAGCGAAUGGAGAAUCGCUGACUUUUUAUUCAUGUGAAUGUGUGUAAUCGUGUCCUUCUCUUCGCGUUCUUUUUAGUUCAUGACAUUAAACUGCAUCUUUCCAUUUGCUUACACAAUAAAAUAAAAGGUCAGGAAGAAAAAAAACAAAAAAAACUAUCGUACUUUUGCCAAAUAUGAGAAGAAUUUCCCAAAAAAAAUACGCCCGUCGUUGUUCGUCUUUUCACUACACAAAAGCAAAUCUCUUCUAGUUGUAAUGCUUGUUUGGCUGUUGUUUGAUCUCUUUUGUUUGUUGUAACUACUGCAUUGCAUUAAAGUAUGCUAAAAAAGCUUCAACUGUUUGUAUAUUGAUAUUUCUACAAACAAAUACACACAGUGAGAUGUGGACAUAAUGAACAGGAAACGUAAAGAAACAGAGUAUCACUAAAUGUUGAUGACGCACGCUAAUUUCGAUCUGUACAUACCUACCGUU
Anopheles moucheti is the source of this 4666-nucleotide messenger RNA. It is a transcript of the gene mib2, whose product is annotated as E3 ubiquitin-protein ligase MIB2. Bases 4 to 3606 code for a protein of 1200 amino acids. The record is from RefSeq and is a predicted model, not a curated record. Gene Ontology annotation, molecular function: protein binding; zinc ion binding; ubiquitin-protein transferase activity. The transcript is spliced from 5 exons. Lineage: Eukaryota; Metazoa; Arthropoda; Insecta; Diptera; Culicidae. Gene Ontology annotation, cellular component: cytoplasm. Gene Ontology annotation, biological process: protein ubiquitination.